AUGAAUACAAGCUACACAUACAGUAAGCUGAGGCGCGAGUACGGCCGACAGUGCUCAUUCGUGAAAUCUGGCCCGACGACAUUGGUCAAUGUGACACCAGAACCAGGCCUGGAAGAACAACUGUGGUCACUAGAAAAUCCGGUGGACAAGAGCACCAACAAAAGCAAUGAUUGGUCAGAGCACGAAGCGAACACUGUGCGCGUGGAAUAUGCUGAACGUGGGAUUUUCCAUACAGAAGGUGGUUGGCCCAAAGACAUAAAUCUAGACGACCCUGAACAAAUAGUUAGGUUCCGGAAAAAGGCGGAAAAGGAUGAAAUGUAUUUACAAGCAGUUAUGCAAAUGUCUAACCUUGCCGAACACUUCAUAAAUCAAAACAAUUCCAUAGACAUAUACCAACCGUACUUUACCGACCCGAGCUGUCAAAAUAUGCAAACAUUGACACCGUCUUUCCGGACGGUGGCGGUGAUGUCGGACCCCCGUGAACCAAUCCGACCAGUACAAAACAUAUCUUGGUCACCCGAUCAGGGCACGUUGGUCGCGGUAAGCUACGCUGAUAUGAGAUUUCAGAUGACCGACCCAGACACCAGUUCCGACUCGUUCAUAUUCGACUUGGAGGACUCCACCACUCCUUAUUUCACGAUCGAGUCGCCGCAUCCGAUCGUCACGCUAGAGUUCAACCACAGGGAUGCGCAGUGCCUGGCUGGCGGUCUGAUGAGCGGCCAGGUCGCGUUCUGGGACAUUCGCAAGAGCUCGACCAACGUGGCUAUCAGCAACAUAAGAGACGGUCACCGGGAUCCAGUCCGAAGUCUCCAUUGGAUCCAUUCAAAGACUAGCACCGAGUUCUACACCGGUUCCAGUGACGGUCAGGUCAUGUGGUGGGACGCCCGAAAACUUACUGAACCCACGGAAGUGUUGAUUUUAGAUUUAUCGAAAGGGGAAAACGUUGACGAACCGGAAUGGAUGAAAUGGACUCGGUCUCACGGAGUGUUUUGCAUGGAUUACGAUCCUUCGAUCCCCAUACGAUUUAUGAUAGGCACAGAGACUGGAUUAGUGUUCAAUGGAAAUCGUAAAGGCAAAACGGUUUUUGAGAAAAUAUCAUCUACGUACAACUGUCACUAUGGCCCAGUGUAUUCGGUGCAACGGAACCCUGCAUUUUUAAAAAACUUCAUGACCGUUGGUGAUUGGCAAGUGAGAAUAUGGUCGGAAGACGUGAAAGAAUCGCCUAUAAUGUGGACCAAACAUCAUGACGUUAAACUAACUGGCGGUGCGUGGAGCGAAUCAAAGCCAUCGGUUUUCUAUACAACCAGGGCUGAUGGUUGCAUGGACGGUUGGGACAUCUUACAGAAGCAAAAGGAUCCAAUACUCACCGUUAAGGUGGCUGACAAAGGAUUGAAUUGUAUUCGAUGUCACGAAGGUGGUGCUAUGUUGGCCGUCGGCGACGACUGUGGAAAGACCUACGUGAUAAAAAUGAACGAUUGGUUCGUCACUGCCGGAAAAAAUGAUAAAGCUUUGCUGACAGCAAUGUUUGAUCGAGAAACGAGACGAGAAAAAAUUAUAGAGGCAAAACAACGGGAAUUAAAAUUAAAGACAAAAACGUCAGCAAAAGCUGACACCACUACGACAAAAGAUAAACUCGUCCAAUUGGCUGAAGCCGAAAUCCGAAUGGUAGAAGAAGCUGAAAAAGAAUUCAUGGAACUCAUUGACAUGAUCAAGAAACAACAAUCGAAUGAAAACAACGAUAGCACACAGGAAUUAGAAAACUCAAAGGAAAAUGAAAAUAAUGAUAAUGUAUUAAUCGAUCAGAGCAUUAUUGAUCAAUAAUGACAAAUGGUUAAAAUAAUAAUUAAUGUAUUCGGGUGGAACAAUAACUGAUGUUCUUCAUCAAUCAUAAUGUAAAACGUUCUAUAAACCCAGAAAUGAUUUAUUAAAACAUCAACAUAAAUUAUACUAAAUAUACUUAUAAUAAUCAUUAUAUUUA
Molecule: messenger RNA, 1978 nt
Organism: Melanaphis sacchari
Lineage: Eukaryota; Metazoa; Arthropoda; Insecta; Hemiptera; Aphididae
Product: dynein intermediate chain 3, ciliary-like
Exons: 10
Coding region: 1-1821 (606 amino acids)
Biological process (GO): cilium movement; outer dynein arm assembly
Cellular component (GO): outer dynein arm
Molecular function (GO): dynein heavy chain binding; dynein light chain binding
Source: RefSeq, a predicted model, not a curated record